Molecule: messenger RNA, 1596 nt
Organism: Canariomyces notabilis
Lineage: Eukaryota; Fungi; Ascomycota; Sordariomycetes; Sordariales; Chaetomiaceae
Product: carboxypeptidase S
Exons: 1
Coding region: 1-1596 (531 amino acids)
Cellular component (GO): fungal-type vacuole lumen
Molecular function (GO): metallocarboxypeptidase activity
Source: RefSeq, a predicted model, not a curated record
AUGUUUCCUAGACCUUUCCUCGACCAAGGCUACAACUUUGAAUCAGCAUGUGCUCAGCCCGAUGCCAUAUUUCCUCCUAAAGACCCGGCGCUUGACGAGGUGUACGACCGCAUCUCAAGCGAUGUCUUUAGAAACGCCAGCAUUCGUCGUCUUUCAGGCGCUGUCCAGGUCAAGACUGAGUCCUUUGAUGAUCUAGGCCCCAUCGGCGAGGAUCCGAGAUGGGACGUCUUCUACGACUUCCACAAGUAUCUUCGGGCGACAUUCCCGCUCAUACACAAAAAGCUUCUGGUCGAAAAGGUCAACACUCAUGGCUUGUUAUACACAUGGAAGGGCAGCAACGCGUCGCUCAAGCCCAUAAUUCUCAUGGCUCAUCAGGACACGGUGCCGGUCCCGCCUGAGACCAUCAGCUCGUGGACGUACCCACCAUGGAGUGGUUACUAUGACGGCAAAUACAUUUGGGGUCGUGGCGCCAGCGACUGCAAAAAUCAGCUGAUCGCCACGAUGGAGACGCUGGAGUUGCUCCUUGAGGCCGAAUUUAAACCCAAGCGGACGAUCCUCCUUUCUUUUGGGUUUGACGAAGAGUGCUCAGGCACCCGUGGAGCUGCGCAUCUGUCAUCGUUUAUCCAGAAGCGAUACGGAACUGACGGCAUCGCAGCGAUAGUCGAUGAGGGAAGCGGCUACGAGGAAGUGUGGGGGACACUCUUUGCCAAGCCGGGCACGGCGGAGAAAGGCUACACCGACCUGCACAUCACGGUUCGGACGCCAGGCGGUCACUCCUCGAUUCCGUCUGAUCACACGAGCAUCGGGAUUCUCAGCGAACUAAUCACCAAGAUUGAGGCUGAGCAGUAUCCAACCCGUCUUGUCGACAAGAACCCUUACUACACCCAACUUCAGUGCGGAGCUGCCUACUCGCCCGAGUUUCCUAACAAGUUGAAGAAGCUGCUAAUUCGGCGGCACGAAACUGCUCAUGACAGCUGCAAGGCCAAGCCUGAUUAUCUUGCCAUCGAGGCCGCCAAGCAGGGUCCGGAUAUCAAGUACCUGAUGCAGACCUCCCAGGCCGUCGAUGUCAUCUCCGGCGGCAUAAAGACCAAUGCCCUACCGGAACGGGCGACCGCCAUCGUCAAUCACCGCAUAAACAUUGGGGAGACUACCAGUGUUGUAAAAGAGAGGCUGACUUCUCUCGCUGGCGCCGUCGCUCAGAAGUACAACCUCACCCUCCACGCUUUUGACGGGAAGGAAGAGCCGUCGUCCAUCAUGCUUCAGUCGAAGGCGUACGAGCUCGAAGUGGCGCCUGUCAGCCCGGCCGACGGGUCCGUCAAGGGGCCGUUUUCGGUCCUCGCAGGCACCGUCCGUGCCGUGUACGGCCAGGAUCUUGUUGUCACGCCGGGAAUCAUGACCGGCAACACGGAUACCCGAUACUACUGGGAUGUGUCGAAACACAUCUUCCGCUUCGCGCCGGGAUACGACCCGGAAGAUGGGCCGGGCUUGGGAAAGAUCCAUACGGUCGAUGAAAAGAUCAGCGUGCUGAACCACAUCAACUCUGUGAAAUGGUUCAUGCUCUUUGUGCGGAAUAUGGAUGAAGCCGAAUUGGAGUAG